Messenger RNA from Amphimedon queenslandica, 470 nucleotides. Its product is annotated as cytosolic Fe-S cluster assembly factor NUBP2-like. Gene Ontology annotation, molecular function: ATP-dependent FeS chaperone activity; iron-sulfur cluster binding; ATP binding. Gene Ontology annotation, cellular component: cytosol. The record is from RefSeq and is a predicted model, not a curated record. The annotation marks the transcript as partial. Lineage: Eukaryota; Metazoa; Porifera; Demospongiae; Haplosclerida; Niphatidae. Gene Ontology annotation, biological process: iron-sulfur cluster assembly. The transcript is spliced from 6 exons.
CAAUGGGCGUGGUUACAAUUGAGUAAUGUUUAAAAAUAAAAAUGGCGGAAUCUGAUGAAAGGGAACAAAACAAUCUAUCAAGAGUGGAUCACGUGAUAUUAGUCCUCUCUGGUAAAGGAGGGGUUGGUAAGAGUACAGUAACACGUCAAAUAGCACUGGGACUAGUUGAAGAAGGAAAGAAAGUUGGUAUAUUGGAUAUUGAUUUAUGUGGUCCUAGUAUACCUCACAUGUUUUCAUUAACUGGUAGAGAUGUACAUCAAGGGACUGAUGGUUGGAUUCCAGUAUAUGUUGAUGAUACUCAAAGUCUUUGUGUGAUGUCAAUUGGUUUUUUAUUAAAUAAUAAAGAUGAAGCUGUUGUAUGGAGAGGACCCAAGAAGAAUGCUAUGAUUAAGCAGUUCUUGUCUGAUGUAGUUUGGGGUCAGUUGGAUUAUCUUAUUAUUGAUACUCCACCAGGUACAAGUGAUGAACAU